This is a messenger RNA of Neocloeon triangulifer, 2026 nucleotides long. It is a transcript of the gene TTLL12, whose product is annotated as tubulin--tyrosine ligase-like protein 12. The coding region runs from base 154 to 1992 and encodes 612 amino acids. Gene Ontology annotation, biological process: protein modification process. The transcript has 9 exons. Lineage: Eukaryota; Metazoa; Arthropoda; Insecta; Ephemeroptera; Baetidae. The record is from RefSeq and is a predicted model, not a curated record.
GUACAUUACAUACCGGGUACGCCCACCUGUCACCGAAACACACCGAAAUCAACAAAACAAAACAACACGUGCACACGUUUUUUCGUUCGAAACUGAAUUUUUUCUUAUUAUUUUCCGUAAUUUCUCUAGCUAGACUACUCUUAAGUACGAAGAAUGCACGUCGUCACCCCGGAAAUGGAGCAAUUCCUCGCCCUUCACAAGUACCAGCUUGAGUCGUCCUGCAUUCCCAAAAUCUUCUGGGAACCUUUGGAACGCAAACUCCGAGAGCAGACUUUUGAUGCCGGCCAGGCGUUUUCGUUGAUGAAAUUCGACUACGAGGAUCGUGGCAGGGGCCCACGAGAGCCUGUUUGGGCCGUCGUGGUCACUGCCGAGGAGGGAGUCUCUGAAAGCGACCCGCAGAAUAUUUUCCUUGUCGACCACGCCUGGACAUUCAGGAUCAAUACUGCCAAAGAGCAGCUCAAAGCUUGUCCUCCGUUGGUGGAGCGCUUGGCAAACAUGAUGGACGUUUCUGAUGAAGACCCUGACGCUCUGGCCGAGCUGGUUUUGGAGGAAAUGUGGCGCUACGCCCAGAGUUAUUCGGUGAACGCCUCUGAAGCAGAAGACCGAACUCCGAUUUGGUACAUUAUGGACGAGGUUGGCUCUGGAAUCCAACACUCGGACCAGCCAAACGUCCGGGUCGUUCCGUUUGUCCACUUGCCAGACCGGAUCACAUACUCUCUGCUGUUUCCUUUGGAAGAUCUGGAGACUGGAACUGUCAUAGGAAGGGACUUUGCCGAAGGUCCAGCAACUGAUCCGGAAGUCCGCAAAGCUCUUUUGCUGCCCUGGUCCACCGAGACUUCAUUUUUGGAUGAACCUUUUGAACAGUCUGAACCUUCACCUUCAUUCUUUCAAGAUGGUCGAGUGGCUGAAGCACUUUCGGACCCAAACAUCGAGGUUGAUGUGGACAAAAUUGCAAGACCAAUUCGUGUCUUCUCAGAGUACAGUGAGGUCAACAAAGCUCUGAAACACCCUGAUUUCACCUUCGUCGCAACCCCUGAGGAGGCAGAUAUUUUAUGGCUUACAUAUCACUAUAAAGAUUUCCAGGGUCUUGGUCCGAAUCGCUUCGUCAACCAAUUCCCUUACGAAAGUGUCCUGACCGUCAAAGACCUUUUGUGUGUGAUUUGCAGAAGAAAGGCAGAGCGAGGUAGAGAAUGUGACUCGCAGACCUUGGAAACUCAGCCAGCUUGGCUGCCCACGACCUACAACCUGAAAACGGAACUACCUCUUUUUGUCAGCUACUUCGAACACCGAGAGGACAGGGGUCUCGACAACCACUGGAUCUGCAAGCCAUGGAACUUGGCGCGUGGCCUUGACACUCACAUAUCAAAAAACCUUAACUUCAUUCUUCGAUUGCCACAGACUGGGCCGAAGAUUGCUCAAAAGUAUGUUGAGGAUCCUGUUCUGUUCACACGAAGUGGAAUCGGACAGGUCAAAUUUGACAUCCGAUACGUCAUCUUGCUCAAGUCUGUUGAGCCACUGACUGCCUACGUCUACAAGGAGUUCUUUGUUCGAUUUGCCAAUUUGCCAUUCCACCUGGCAGAUCUUGAGCAGUAUGAGAGACACUACACUGUGAUGAACUAUGAAAAUCCUUCCCAGUUGUGCCAUAUGAAGUGCGCCGAAUUCGUAAUCGAGUUUGAGCAACAGUACGAAACCUUGAAGUGGGUGGACGUGGAGGCUGAUAUUUUGGUUGCCCUGAGAGGUGCCUUGGAGGCUGCAGCUAGCAAACCUCCUCCGCAAGGAAUUCCAAACAGCCCUCAGAGUCGGGCUCUCUACGCUGCUGAUUUGAUGUUGAGUUGGAGUGGCAAGGAGCGGAAAAUGCAGCCCAAGCUUUUGGAGAUCAACUGGAUGCCGGACUGCAAGCGUGCCUGUCAAUACUAUCCCAGUUUUUAUGACGACGUUUUCAGCACUUUGUUCUUAGGUGAAACAAGAGGCAAAAAUGUGAUCCCUCUGUAAUGCAAAUUAAAUGAGAGUCAAGCCACAACUUUUG